Messenger RNA from Notolabrus celidotus (New Zealand spotty), 741 nucleotides. RefSeq names its product TEN1 subunit of CST complex (gene ten1). Gene Ontology annotation, biological process: negative regulation of telomere maintenance via telomerase. Gene Ontology annotation, molecular function: single-stranded DNA binding; telomerase inhibitor activity; telomeric repeat DNA binding. The record is from RefSeq and is a predicted model, not a curated record. Lineage: Eukaryota; Metazoa; Chordata; Actinopteri; Labriformes; Labridae. Gene Ontology annotation, cellular component: CST complex.
ACAUAACACGGAAGUACAUAACUCAUGUAACAUUUCACAUUAUUAAACUGUUUAAUACGAACUUAUUUGAUCAGUAUGCUUCCCGCAGCUGCAGUUUUUCAUUUUCCUUGGGAAAUAAGCUCUGGCGUUGUGAAUGAAGGAGAAUCAGUGAGAAUAUUUGGCAGACUGAUGUGCUAUCGGCCUGAGGAGUCCAGGGCAAGAUUGUCAGCUCAUCAUGCUUCAAAAGAGCAUCAUGUGGUUGUUCACACAUGUUAUGUAGAGCCCUUUGACCCAAAUGGGGCCCAAUAUUUAGUUCUGGGUGAAACAGAAAAUGCAGAAGAUGUUGGUUUAAUGGUGAGAGCGCGUGUGCUAAACUGUGUCGAUGGAGUCAACAUUGCCUUUCUACAGAAAGCCAUUAUUGAGCAAAGGAGCUUCUUCAGAGAGAGGGAGGGUGAUGCUGCUCAACAUGCACAUGUCACCUGAUGACCAGGAUCAAUUAUCAUGACAUAUCACAGGGUGCUCAUGGAAUAUCAGGAACGCUGUGCUGCCUAUAACGCUGUUUGCCAAGGUGCACUGGGAUGGUCUUAUAUGAGCUCAAGUUGACUUUAAACCUGUUUGGUAAAAUGUAAAUUAGCCCGGUGUGAGUUUUGGUCUCUCACCUCUCCACAUAAAGUUUUCUGCAGUUUGUCACUUCUGUGUUGGCUUGACCUUUUUUUUUCUCUACUUGGCCAAUGAAGAAUUAAAGCUGUUUGGAUCCACUAA